Messenger RNA from Xiphophorus couchianus (Monterrey platyfish), 1809 nucleotides. RefSeq names its product macrophage mannose receptor 1-like. Bases 214 to 1278 code for a protein of 354 amino acids. The record is from RefSeq and is a predicted model, not a curated record. NCBI's taxonomy places the organism in Eukaryota, Metazoa, Chordata, Actinopteri, Cyprinodontiformes, Poeciliidae. The transcript is spliced from 6 exons.
UAAGUCCCCCAACAUCUGACUGCAGGAUGUUUUCCGGGUCAAUAAGUGGUUCUGCGGGUCACAGCUGUCUGACUGACUCUCAGGUGAAGAUGCACCUGAGGAGGACGGCAGGUAGCAAAGACUCUGGAGUCAAAUGAGAGAUUUCGGAUGUAAAAUGUGUUUGAUGCGGUUAGAUAUUAGGGAAAGCAUCGUUAUAAAUGUCUGUUGUCUGAAAUGCAAAUAGUUUGUCCAAGAUUUUGCAUUUUCAGAUUAAAAGUAGGAAUCUGGAUUUCUGCAGUCAGACUGGAGACCAGUGAAUCUGCAGAGAUGGAGAAAAUUCUGUGGUUCUUUGCUGCUGUAUCAGCUCUGAGCUCCGUCUCCUCUGAACGUCACUACCAUUUCAUUUACGAGCCAAAGAACUGGACCGACGCUCGGAGCUACUGCAGAGAAACCUACACCGACCUGGUUACUGUGGACAACCAAGACGUCGUGACGAUCCUGAACAACAUGGCCGAUCCGCAGCAGAUGGACUCCACGACUGUCGCCUGGAUCGGUUUGUACCAUGAUGAGAUCAGAUGGAAGUGGCUGUCUGGAGGUUUUUACCAAAGUGAGGAGCUGAACUUCCAGAACUGGGAGUGGAGCGAGCCGAACCUCCCUUGGUACAUGCCGUCCUGUGGGGUGAUGGACAGCUCUGGGAUGUGGUACGAUGCGUUGUGCGAAAACAACAAUUACCCGGUUUGCUCCAAUGGGUCAGAAGAGGAGACGGGGGUUUUCUUCGUCGACGCUGGGAUGAGCUGGGAGGAGGCUCAGAGCUACUGCAGGGAACAUUACACAGACCUGGCCUUUCCCACAAACCAGUCUGAGAACUUAUACAUAGAAUCUUGGAUACCAAAGAGCAAGUAUGGCUGGAUCGGCCUUUACCUAGACACCUGGAAGUGGUCGGACGGACACAUGUACGGGUUUCAACACUGGGCAGAGGGCAAACCUGACGUUGAGACGGUGCCAUGCAGCGUUGCGACCUUUGGCAGCUCUGGCGCCUGGGUUGACUGGACAUGUGAUGAAAUGAAGCCAUUUAUCUGCCACCAUGACUCUCCGUCCUUCACAACACAAGUGGUGAAAGUGAAGCUGGUGGGAAACUCGGCUCUGGAUCUGAACGAUCCUGCGGUCCUGGAAAACAUGAAGAAGGAGCUCCAGCAGCAGCUGAAGCAGCAGAGCGUGGAUGCAGACGUCAAGCUGAGCUGGAAGAAACAGCAGGAUGGAAAAAUCUUCCACCAGGAGGAGGAAACAGACCUGCAGUGAGACGACGACAUGCUGAGGAGAAGACUUUCUCAGUUUUUCUUAUAUCUUUUAAAAUAAAAAAUAUGUAAAACCCAUAUUAACUGAACAGCAAAAUGAUGUGUUGAUGUGAGACAAUAGAUUUUCUUCUAGUCACAGUUCUUCAACAUGUUUGAAACAUUAUUCAAACCUGAUCUGUGUAAAUAGCUUUUAUCUGAGUUUUCAGUUUGAUUCCUUUUUUUGUAAAAUUCAUGUAACCUUAUUGAAUUCAUGCAUAUCUGCCUUCGGUUUCAGUGGUUUUGGUUUAAUUUUGUGUUUCCUCUGUGAUCAUUUCUGGGUUUAUUAUUGUCAUUUAGGUCUUGCCAUAUUCAGAUAAUGUUCCCCUUUUGGUUCGUUGAUCAAAUAAUUUCUAGUUCAGCUCAGUUUAUGUUAAACUUCUCCUGGUGGGACCUGAACUCCUCACCAGGGAGGCGUCCAGGAGGCGUCCUGACCAGAUGCCAAAGCCUCAACUGGCUCCUCUCGAUGUGAAGGAGCAGCGGCUCUACUCUGAGUCCC